AUGCUAUACAAAAUUAGCAGCCGAGGAGCUCUUCGCUCUAUUCUCUACUCAUCUCGUGCCCAUCACAACCGCAUCACAACCGCUGCAACUCGUACAAAUUCAAGGGUAGCCCGUCCUACAAUCGCGCAAUCAAUUCCACGGAGAUCAUUCUGCUCGUCGCCUGCUUCGUUCAAGGGGAUCACACCGGGUUCCUCAGAUCCUGCUCCGCCAAACCCUGAGCCCAACUACAUCGGGGUAAAGCAGGCCACUGAACCAUCAUACAUAUCUGAACCGGACUACCGUGAUCGCUCAGAGGAGUAUAUCAAUGCACUGCUGGCAGAGAUAGAGAGGACCCAGGAAGAGCAAGGCUCCGAGGUAGAAGCCGAAUACAGUGCCGGAGUUCUCAAUGUUGUUGUCCCCGGAAUCGGUACCUACGUUCUCAACAAGCAGCCUCCGAAUAAGCAGAUAUGGCUCAGCUCGCCCAUCUCUGGCCCCAAGCGGUUCGACUGGGUCCUUCAAGGCGACGAGAUGGCCGAGAAAGAAGGCACUAGAGAAUACGUCGGUGGACAGUGGAUAUACCUUCGUGACGGGACAAAUCUGACAGAUAUUUUGAACGCAGAGCUGAACCUGGAGAUGAGGGCAAAGGUCUACGAGUGA
Nannizzia gypsea CBS 118893 is the source of this 636-nucleotide messenger RNA. Its product is annotated as frataxin. The record is from RefSeq and is a predicted model, not a curated record. The coding region runs from base 1 to 636 and encodes 211 amino acids. The transcript is spliced from 2 exons. Lineage: Eukaryota; Fungi; Ascomycota; Eurotiomycetes; Onygenales; Arthrodermataceae. Gene Ontology annotation, molecular function: ferrous iron binding; 2 iron, 2 sulfur cluster binding; iron chaperone activity. Gene Ontology annotation, biological process: iron incorporation into metallo-sulfur cluster; intracellular iron ion homeostasis. Gene Ontology annotation, cellular component: mitochondrion.